Messenger RNA from Oenanthe melanoleuca, 3018 nucleotides. RefSeq names its product gastrin releasing peptide receptor (gene GRPR). NCBI's taxonomy places the organism in Eukaryota, Metazoa, Chordata, Aves, Passeriformes, Muscicapidae. Gene Ontology annotation, biological process: G protein-coupled receptor signaling pathway. The coding region runs from base 1141 to 2304 and encodes 387 amino acids. The record is from RefSeq and is a predicted model, not a curated record. The transcript has 3 exons. Gene Ontology annotation, cellular component: membrane. Gene Ontology annotation, molecular function: G protein-coupled peptide receptor activity.
UGACGCACGUCGGGAGCCCUAAGCGAGCAGAUGUAUAUUUUUUUCAGCUAAAGAGUUAAGGGCGGUGCUGGCCGCUCGCCCCACGCAGCGCUCCCCGGAGCAUCCAGCAGGCGGCCGGAGCUCCCCGUGCGCUCCCCGAGCGCUCCCCGGUGCUCCCCGGUGCCCUCCAGGGCUUCCCGAGCGCUCCCCGGUGCUCCCCGAGCGCUCCCGUGCGCUCCCCGGUGCUCUCCGGUGCUCCCCGUGCGAUCCCCGAGCGCUCCCCGGUGCUCUCCGUGCGCUCCCCGGUGCUCUCCGGUGCUCCCCGUGCGAUCCCCGAGCGCUCCCCGGUGCUUCCCGAGCUCUCUCCGGUGCUCUCCGGUGCUCCCCGAGCGCUCCCCGGUGCUCUCCGUGCGCUCCCCGUGUGCUCCCCGUGCGCUCCCCGUGUGCUCCCCGUGCGCUCCCCGUGUUCUCCCGGCUCUCCCCGGCUGUCCCCGGUGUCCCCGGCUCUCCCCGGCUGUCCCCGGUGUCCCCGGCUCUCCCCGGCGUCCCCGGCGCUCCCGACGCCGCCAGCAGCCCGCGCACCCGUGGGAAGCAGCGCAAGGACUGACGUCCAGAACAUCCCGCCUAUAGGAUCCGAGCUGCCAGCCGAGCCCCGCUUUCCCCCCGCGCUUUAAAUCCGGCUGGCGGGGGCAGGCGCCGAAAGCGGCAGAGAUUGGCGAUGCGGCGCGGCAGUAACUCCCGAAAGUUCUUGCUUUCUGUAACUCCCUGCUUUCGGACUCGGAGCUGCCGGGCAGACCUGAAGCUGGGAGUUUAAGGAGCCUCGUUUGCGAAAAUGCCUGCCGCUUGCUGGGCUUUGAAUUUGAUGAUUGAACUUCCAGAGCUGAGGAAUACUUAACAGCAAGAGAAGUCAAGGAGGAAAAGGCAAGUUUCACAAUUCAGACCAUGCUAAAACAUGUUCUUCUUUCACCUUAUGGAAACAGACUGUGGAAAAAGCUGCAGGUGCUUUUUGAUUUGGUUAUUGACAAGAUGUGUCACAAAGUAAUAUGACUUUUAAACUCUUCUGACUGUGAGGAGCAGCAGAAUUAAAGCAAGAAAUUAAUUUGAGGAAUUUGAGGACUUUCAAAGAAGAAAGCUGUUUUCCAAGAAGAGCAAAGUAGGACGAUGGCAUCUGGAGAGUGCCUUCUGCUGGACCUAGACACAGAAAACUUCAUUUUCUAUAACAUCUCUGUCAACCAGAGUGCAAACGUCUCCCUCCUUGGGGAAGACUGGUUUUACCCAGCGUUCCUCUACGCCAUCCCCACCAUCUAUGGGAUCAUCAUUCUGAUAGGCCUUAUCGGCAAUAUCACUUUGAUCAAGAUCUUCUGCACUGUGAAAUCCAUGCGAAAUGUCCCUAAUUUGUUCAUUUCCAGUUUGGCCCUGGGAGACCUGCUGCUUUUGGUGACUUGUGUGCCUGUGGAUGCCAGCAGGUACCUUGCUGACGAGUGGCUGUUUGGCAGAACUGGAUGCAAACUUAUCCCCUUCAUACAGCUCACCUCUGUAGGGGUGUCAGUCUUUACUCUCACUGCUCUCUCAGCUGACAGGUACAAAGCUAUAGUAAGGCCAAUGGAGAUCCAAGCAUCCCAUGCACUGAUGAAGAUUUGUGUGAGAGCUGCUAUAAUCUGGAUUGUAUCCAUGUUGCUUGCCAUCCCUGAAGCAGUAUUUUCAGAUCUGCACCCUUUCCAUGACAAAGAGACUAAUAAAACCUUUAUCAGCUGUGCUCCUUACCCUCAUUCAGAUGGGCUGCAUCCCAAAAUUCACUCAAUGGCAUCAUUUCUCAUAUUUUAUAUUAUUCCCUUGUCUGUCAUUUCAGUGUAUUAUUAUUUUAUUGCUAAGAAUUUGAUCCGGAGUGCUUACAACAUCCCCGUGGAAGGAAAUGUGCAUGUGAGGAAACAGAUCGAGUCCCGCAAGCGCCUGGCCAGGACCGUGCUGGUGUUCGUGUGCCUCUUCGCCUUCUGCUGGCUGCCCACGCACAUCAUCUACCUGUACCGCUCCUACCACUACUCCGAGGUGGACACCUCCGUGCUGCACUUCGUAGCCAGCAUCUGUGCUCGGAUCCUGGCCUUCACCAACUCUUGUGUCAACCCCUUUGCUCUCUACUUGCUCAGCAAGAGCUUUCGGAAGCAGUUCAACAACCAGCUGCUGUGCUGCCGGGCUCGCCUGCUCAUCCGCUCGCACAGCAUGGCCAGGAGCACCACCAGAAUGACCUCCCUCAAGAGCACCAACCACUCCCUGGCCACCUUCAGCCUCAUCAAUGGCAACCACAUCUGCCACGAAGGCUGUGUCUGAGGGCACAGGAACAUCAGCUGCUGAGCGUGGCUGCUGGACCUCGCUCCGUGGGGUGGUGGGCAGAGCAAGGUGCAUGCACACCCACGAGCACACCCACGAGCACACCCACGAGCACACCCACGAGCACACCCUCAUGUAACAGUGUGCUCAGAGAACUCAGAGGAGCUUGAAGCAUCCAACAUUUCACCUUGGGCUGAGGUUGAAGGGUCCAGCAUUUCACCCUGGACUGAGGCAUCACCAGAGCAUCAGAUCAUUGAGCACCAGCCCACAGGUUCUCCCAGGGCAGUGCUGCUGUGCUUUCAAUGAGAGCAAAAUGAGCACCUUCAGAUCAAAUAUUUUUUGGCUCUGCAGAAUGUUCAUCGCUUCCUGCUCAAUCCCAAACGUAUGCAGACUUAAAGAAGUGAUAAGGACCAUAUCAGGUGCACACAAUUUGUCAGAACAGUUGCAUCCAUCACAUGGUGUAAUGUACUUUGACAUAGAAAUAAAUCCAUUUAAAUAAGGUAACUACUUUUUUUUAAAGGAGUUCAAUGUAGGUAAUUUACAGACUUUUCAAGUAUUUAUUAAUGUUCUGAGUACAGUAUUAAUGGUCUAAAAGAUAUCAAGAGUUUACUGGGGCAUGUCUGUGGCCCCUCUGAAAUGAGCAGUAUCUUGCACCACGUCAAUGUGAAAACAGUAACGUAAAUAAAUGUGAGUUGGAAUAUGUUUACAGCUUUC